AGUUAUUCUAUAUCUAACCCUGGAAAGUGAAAAUCACUGCACCAGUCAAUUUCACUUUCUAUUGUAGCCUAUAUAAGUGCAGCUGCAAUCAUUGUUUCACAUCUAUAUCAGCAUCUCAGUCUCAGGAGGAACUAGUACUAACAAGACUCGGAUAGUAUUUUUAUAUUCCCCCUCUGAAAAGCAAAGAUGGGCGGAGCAGAGUCUACACCAUCACCACCACCACCAAAGAAGGAAUUUGACAAAGAAUGGAGGAAAUCAUGUUGGAGUAAACUAGAGAGAGAUGCCAUGGUGGCUGCACUGAGGAACUUUGAACUGAGUGAUCCUGAUGUGGGUCAGCUGAGAUGCCUGCUACAUGGACCAGUCGGUGCAGGGAAGUCCAGCUUCAUCAACUCAGUCAACAACGUUUUCCAAGGACGAUCAACACAUAAUGCCCUGGUAGCUGCUGCCUCUGGCACAAGUUUCACCAUGAAAUAUAAGACACACUACUUUCAAGGCCGAAAAGGAGAAAAACGUCUGCCCUUUGCAUUCAAUGAUGUCAUGGGUCUGGAGACACAGAAAAAUGGGUUGCACCCUGAUGACAUCAUCAAUGCUCUGAAGGGCCAUCUACCUGAGGGCUAUGAGUUCAAUCCUUUACACCCGCUAUCGGACCAAAAAGAAGAAUACAUUCAGAAUCCCAGUUUAAGUGACAAAACUCACUGUCUGGUCAGUGUUGUGACAGCAGACACAAUCUCUCGCAUGAAUAAGGAAGUCAUAGACAAGAUGAAACACAUCAGGGCAGAAGCCAGUAAACUGCAAAUCCCUCAAGUUGUUGUCAUGACCAUGCCAGACAAGGCUUGUGAGCUGGUGAACAGGGAUGUGAAGAGAAUCUACUACAGCAAGGCAAUCAAAGAUAAGAUGCAGAUCUGCAGUAAUGAGCUGGGCGUUCCAAUGAACUGCAUCCUGCCUGUGAAGAACUACCAUGAGGAGGGGAUGAUGGAUGAAGACAUGGACAUCCUGAUCCUGAACGCCAUGACUCAGAUUAUGAACUUCGCCAACGACUACAUCUGGGACCUCCAACAACAUGCAUGAGAUUGUGUCACACGCUAGGAGAUUAGAGAGCCAUGCAGUACAUAGCCUAGAUUUGAUUUCAGAGUAAUUCAAGGUUAAUGUAGUCUUUUUCCCCCAUAGGAAAUAGGACAUUUGUUUUCGAGGCAGGAUAAAGUAACAUUGGAGGGAAAGUUGUCCUUCACAUUUUUUCAUAUUGUGGUUGUAUCAUUUAACUUAAUAUAAAAGCCUAAAUAUACUGUUUAAAGCCACAAUAUGCACCUACGUGACAAACACCUUGAAAGAAUGUGCAUGCACUGGAUAUGCAUUAUACUACUUUAAACUAUACAUGUAACACCCAACAGUGUACACUUGCAUUAGAUAAGCUAAUAUCCUUGCUGUAUUGCAAAAACAUGAUGCAGAUAACUCACAUUGAUUUUAUAUCAAUCAUUGUAUUUUUCAAUAUUUGAUGUGAUGUUAUAGUUGUGUUUUUUAUGCUUUUCCCUGGUAAAAAUAAAUAAAUAUAGGAUUUCACUACAAAUUCAAUUUAGAACAAUAGAAAAUCCUACACGAUUUUGGAACCUAUCCUAAAGGAUUCCAAUAGGACUGGUUCCAAAAUCUGAUGGGAUUUUUCUAUUGGAUUCUUGUAUUGGAUUCCUAUAGGAUCCUAUAAGAUAAAAUCCUAUAGGAUAGAAUCAAAUCAUAUAGUAUUUGUCACAUGCUUCGUAAACAACAGAUGUAGACUAACAGUGAAAUGCUUACUUACUGGCGCUUCCCAACAUUGCAGAGACAAAAAAAAGAUAAAUAAUAGAAAAAUAACACAAUAAAUAAAUACACAAUGAGCAACGACAACUUGGCUAUAUACACGGGGUACCAGUACCAAGUCAAUGUGCAUGGGUACAAGGUAAUUGAGGAAGAUAUGUACAUAUAGGUAGGUAGGGAUAAAGUGACUACAGGAUAACAGGAUAUAUAAUAAACAGUAACGUGUUAGUGAAAAACUGGUCAAUGCAGAUAGUUAAAUAGUUAACACUACCCAGACUAACUAUUAAGCAGUCUUAUGGCUUGGGGGUAGAAGCUGUUCAGGGUCAUGUUGGUUCCAAACUUGGUGCAUCGGUACCGCUUGCCGUGCAGUAGCAGAGAGAACAGUCCCAUAGGACUGGUUAAUUAUUUUUGUUGCCUGUUUUGCAUGCUAUUUGGGCAUUAAUAUGUGUCACAUAUCAGUUUCCAAACAAUGUAAAAUACAUAUAUAUAUUUUUUGAGUUAAUAAAGUCGCAUACAAACAUU
This is a messenger RNA of Oncorhynchus keta (chum salmon), 2307 nucleotides long. RefSeq names its product interferon-induced protein 44-like. NCBI's taxonomy places the organism in Eukaryota, Metazoa, Chordata, Actinopteri, Salmoniformes, Salmonidae. The record is from RefSeq and is a predicted model, not a curated record. The transcript has 8 exons. The coding region runs from base 187 to 1068 and encodes 293 amino acids.